Platichthys flesus (European flounder) is the source of this 1697-nucleotide messenger RNA. RefSeq names its product TatD DNase domain containing 1 (gene tatdn1). Lineage: Eukaryota; Metazoa; Chordata; Actinopteri; Pleuronectiformes; Pleuronectidae. Bases 10 to 954 code for a protein of 314 amino acids. Gene Ontology annotation, cellular component: cytosol. Gene Ontology annotation, molecular function: 3'-5'-DNA exonuclease activity. The record is from RefSeq and is a predicted model, not a curated record. The transcript is spliced from 12 exons.
UGUUGCAUUAUGGGAUGUGUGAGAGCUGCAUGUGUGUCUGUGUUUAGAAGAAGAAACAAAAUGUCUCAGCUCAGGUUCAUCGAUAUCGGUGUGAACUUGACCGACCCCAUGUUCCGAGGCCUCUACCGAGGGAAACAGAAACAUGACGACGACUUCAACCAGAUCAUCGACAGGGCCCUCAAAGUGGGAGUGGAGAAGUUCAUGAUCACAGGAGGGAACCUGGAGGACAGCAGAGAGGCCCUGAAGCUCUCAGAGAGCAGAGACGAGUUCUGCUGCACGGUCGGCUGCCAUCCCACCCGCUGCAGCGAGUUCCAGCAGAGCGGAGAAUCCCAGUACCUUACUGGGCUGAGGGAGCUGGCAGCAACCAACAGAGGGAAGGUGGUGGCUGUGGGAGAGUGUGGACUGGAUUUUGACAGGUUGGAAUUUUGUCCAAAAGAAACUCAGCUGAAAUACUUCGAGAAGCAGUUCGACCUGGCGGAGGAAACCAAGCUGCCCAUGUUCCUCCACUGCAGGAACUCCCAUCAGGAGUUCAUCGAAAUCAUGAAGCGGAAUCGAGACCGAUGUGUGGGAGGAGUGGUUCACUCGUUUGAUGGGACGACAGAAGACGCGGCUGCGCUCGUGGACCUCGACCUCUACAUCGGAAUAAACGGAUGUUCUUUGAGGACGGAGGCGAAUAUUGAAGCGAUGAAGUCGAUUCCCAGCGAGAGGCUCAUGAUCGAAACAGACGCUCCGUGGUGCGGAGUGAAAAACACUCAUGCAGGAUCCAAACACAUUCAAACUUCAUUUCCCACGAAGAAGAAAUGGGAGGCGGGGCACUGCCUGAAAGACCGGAACGAGCCCUGUCACAUCAUACAAGUGUUGGAGGUGAUGGCGGCGGCGAGGGAGGAGGAUCCGCUGGAGCUGGCGAACACGAUCUACAACAACACCAUCAAAGUCUUCUUCAGCUCGAGCUGAUGAUGAAGAGGCCGACUUAUUUCACUGUGUGUUUGUGUGCACGUGUGUGAGUGGGGGUGUGCAUGCUUGAAAAUGUCAGAUACAAAUUAAAGACUGUAAUCUCCUUGGAUAAUGAAAAGUGGAUCGAUGGAUAAUUUCCUCGACACAAUGAACCUGAAUAAGUUGAAGUGAGACUUUAACCUCUGACCUCACAGCACGUCGCUCAAGGGCACGUGGGCUCCCUACGAUGAUUGAAAUCACACAGCGCCCCCUGCAGAGCCGGAGGUAAAUACCACCCAGAUUUAUUGUCACGUUGUCAAUUGCACAUAAUGUAAAACAAACUUCAAACACACGUAUCAGUGCUGCUGCUUCAUUGUCCACAAGGGGGCAGCACAACAGUCCUUUGUCACUUUGAUCUUUUACUAUAAAUCAUUUCUCAUUUUACCUCCAGUGGAUGAAAUUGUGCAAAAAAAAUAUCAUCAUGAAGCAAAAUGAAUAAAACAUGAGAUGAGGCAGGAACAUGCAAGUUUCCAUGGUUACAAACAGCAUCGCAAUAAUUUUAGGAUUUAAAAUCAGAAAAAUAAAAAAAAUCUAAAGUUUUGGCAACUUUCAAACUUUUCAAACUUAAAUAAUUCAGAACUGCUUCUGUACAAUUUGAACAAAUGAAGAAAAUAGACUAAAUGAACAGCUGUGACAUCAUCCAUCGGCUUUGUUCAAUAUUCCUCACGUUCAAGAAAAAUCAAUAAAACUUAAAAAUAUGAAGA